AAAUUGGACCUCACCACCUUCUAGCACAAUAAACAAACGCCAAGCUGGUUCCUCCAAGAGAAUUAUAAAUCAAAUUUAACUUUUGUACCAAGCUGACCGCUUCCCAAACUUCUCUUCUUUGUCGCAAUUUUUAAUCUUAUCGCGCUCUAGUUUUGAAACAAAACACUAAGACCCUCCUCGCGCAGCUUGUUUGAGGAGAAUUAAAUAGUAAGUGAGGAAGAAGAAGAACAGCAACGGGAAUAUAGAACUACAAGGUGAGCACCAGGAAACGUAGUAAUUGCACCGCAAACAUAAGUACUUCAGGCUCUUGUAGUCCGCUAAUAUCAUCUUCAUCUAGCCUGCGGCGUUUGUUUUUGAUAAAAAGAGAAGCGCACGACAUUUCUGGAAAAAAAAACAUGACGCAUUCAAGCUCUACCAGGUCGGUCCUUCGGGGUCGGCUGCUCGGUUCAACAGCGCUGAUUUGCCUAUCAGAAGUACGAGCAGUGCUAGUGCUACCUAUGAGGCCCUCAGAUGUGAAGUUUCAAAUUUUUCCAAAAAAAAAACUAGCUACUUUCCAUGCGCAAAUAACUAUGUAAUUCAGUAGCUAGCUAAGGCGGAGCGAUUUCGAGGUCCCCGGCUGCGAACAGGCAUGGUGAUAUCGGGCGGGAGCAACAUGGUGAUAUCGGGCGGAGACACAUGUCCGAAAUGGUUUCGGAUUUCGGGCCAAACAUUGCGCCUGCGGCUUUGCAAUGCCGUAUAUUAAUUUUUUUGAGUCACGGUAAAACUUUAGUCACCAUGGUAUGCUUGAUUUUUUGCAUUUUCGUCCUCAGCUGAUAAGGCCCGGGGGAGGGGGCCCCUUACCCCCCCCCCUCCGGGCCAGCCCGAGUGCCCAUUUUUCGGCUCUCGCAAGAUUUUUGCACCGGUGGCACACGCCGAUUUUGCAGAUUUCGUCCUCAGAUAGAAAGGCCCCCCAGAGGGCCCCCCCGGAGGACCACUUUUGGUCGACCGGAAGGACCCCGUCUUCUCGGCUCCCCAAAAAUUCCGCGUCAUGCCCGCUGCCACGCUUUAUGAAAUGAAAAGCGGAAACACAGGUGCAAACGUCAUCCACUGCAACAAAGCGCGGCGGCAGAAGGGGCAUCUGUAUGCGGUGGACACACUCCCGACCCUGGGGAAGCAGAAAUACACCUUAAGGCAAUAUCCGACAAGACACCGAGACCACGAAACCGCCCUACCCCUACCUGAGCUAGCUAGUUUACGAGAUAGAUAAUGAAUUACCUGGAGUAGCUAGAUUUUUUUUUCGAUUUUUUUCAAAUUUCACAUCUGAGGACCUCAUAUCGACAGCGCUGAUUUGCCUAUCAGAAGUACGAGCAGUGCUAGUGCUACCUCCGGGGUAUGAGGAUGAGCUCUAUUGCCCUGCAGGAUUCUGUAUGGUACACAAGGACCUGGGCCCGGGCUUCGCCGGUCCGCGGUCAGCCUUUCACGAAUGCUUCAACAAAGACACAGGAGUAUCGUUUGGAAUAAUAACUUCUCGUGUGCACAGACAACUUCCAAUCUGAGUGUAUGUACGCGUUUUUAAUACCACUUUACAAUCGCAACAUGUUUGCAUGAAAAUCAAUGCACCUUUUGCCCUUGGUCCACACCUCGUCCUCGAUGCACAGUGAACCUGUGAUGAGUUGUUCUCAUUGCGGGAGCAGGAGCACACCACGAAGAUCACUGAAUUUAUCUAUCAUUUUACAUGCUAGACGAAAGGACGAUGAGCAAGCAUUUUUCAAGUACGACCAUGGGCAUGAGCAUGACAUUGACAACACACCGCUAUUAAUUUGAAUAAAAGUAUUUAGAAAUGUGCAAGUCUGUGCAGGCACACGUAGUUUUUCCAUAGGAUAGCCAGAAAAGACUGGAGUAGUACCCUGGGGAUCAAAAUCAGAUGGAGCUGAGGUACGCAAUAUGAUAACAUUCGCUAGGCCUACGUGCACGGCACGCAUAGCUAUUUCGUUUCUCAUGCGGCCGACGAUGGUUGUUUAGUGUGUGAGUGUAGCGGCCUCAGUCGAUUCGAUUUGCCAUUAAGUGGUUGUGGUCGUGCAAAAAGUUUGCAUUUGAGACGAAAUUGAAUGUGAUUCUGAUCUUCUAUCAGGAGGAGAAACAGAGGCUGUUACAGAACGGUCACCACUAUCCACUGGAAAUAUUUCUGAGUCCGGGAAAAUGCAGCUUGUCUUGUUGCGUGUCUUGCAUGCAUGUAGGAUCUGUGUUGCAUGCAUGACCAGCAAAGCCGCAGCCUCGUUUGUCAUGCGAAAUAAACGCAAUUCGUCACGUGAACUAGCUACGCCUGUACUUGUUCAGAGAGCGACGUUGCAAGAACUUGCCAUCCUUGGUUGCUGCAUGAAAAAUACUUCCUCUUUUCAUUAUCCGCAAAGCAGCAGUAUCACAGGCCGAGGCUUCCACCCCCAGACAUAUUUCUUGCAUUGGAUAACCACACGGAAGAUUGCCCCGACGACGUGGCAAAGCAGUACCGUGCGUCGCUGCAGCAAGGGCCGGAUGACCAUCAAGAUCUAGCUAUUGCGAGGAAAAAUUCCCCCGCCUCUCCAUAUCAAGAAGGUACGACGCAAAGAAUUUGUAAUGUUGCUUUGUGGCCACAAAUCUUUUUGUCUUGCAAAAAGGCAACCCGACAGUCUUCGCCGGAUGAUUACGCGGGCGGCUUGUGAUGCUGCUUGGGCUACAGCAUAGAAACAUACUGUGAUGCUAAGCGUCCACGUCAGAAGCUCUGUUGUAAUCAGGCGCGGCAUAUGCCUGCAGUCCUCUACUGCAAGACAGUUCUGAUUUCUUGUGUUCGCAAAUCCAGCAUCAGAAGCGUCGUUUUCGUAAUAUGGGGAGGGGGAGGCUUUCGUUUUGAUAUCAGUUCCCGACGAGCCCCCGGAGCAGGAGGUCGUGGUGGAGCCACUCCAGGAGGUGGUGGAGCAGGAGGACGUUUCGAUACCAGUUCUAUCAAAUGCAAAAAUGUCUGGGUCUGGAAGAUUGCGCGAUUUGUCAUGCAGAUUUUCCAUGACCCAUGAGGUCUGGAAUGCAGGACGAAGCAUGACACAUUCUGUGCGAUCUCUCUCAUGCCUAUCCUGCAUGAGAAACUCCCUCCUGACUUGGUCAAAACUGGGCGACUUUUGGUAAUCAUGCAACACAGAUUUUUACAUGCUUCAGAUUUAGCAUGACAAGUUGCAUUCUUCCAGACCCAGACACUUUUACAUUUGAUAAGCUCCCGACCACGAAACGCCGCCGCUCCAGUCGUGGAGCCAUAUCCAAUGCAAAAGCAUCGUAUUCGUAUUGCCAUCAUGCAUUACAAAUCCUUCUGCUAAGGUAAAUCCGCAUUACACAUUUUAUUUCUCAUGCUGAGGAAAUUUGUAAUGCAUUUAUACGAGUACGAUACUUUUGCAUAUGGAGGUACGUCCGUCAACUGAGACUACAGUGGCACGCUUUUCAAAGUAGAUAGGGUAUCUACUUUUUGGUAGAUACGGUUUUCAGAAAUUUUGAAAAUUGUAUCUACUUUGAUUUUGAGUAUUUUGGGAUUGAUCCUUGGUUUUUCAAGGAUCAAUCCCUGGCAAUCCAAGGAUCAAUCCUUGAAAGCCAAGGAUUGAUCCCAAAAUGACCGAAAUUGAAGUAGAUAUGGUAUUGGGAAGAAGACGCAAGCAAUUUGCUGUCUCGACAACGAAAAAGAGUGCGCCACGUUGUCAGAGACAGCAAAUCGCCUAAGCAAGACGAAGAAGGAGCACCCAGCAAGCAAGAAAUGGGCCGCGACGAUACCAGGCCCGUGCAUCCAACUCCGUGGCCGGGCACUGCGCAAAGAAAGCGCUAAAGCAAUCGCAAAGAGGGCGCUACUCUCGUCUUUGACUUUGGACAAACAAUCGCCGCGGGGCGUCUUCGCCCCGGUCAGGGUGCCUGCGUCCUGCAGGUGGGCUCCGAUCCCAUUGGCGCGCCGUGCCUUGCUUCUGCGCACGCGCCCCGCCGUUGUGUUUCUCUUGGGUUCGCUCUCGUUGAUGGCUAUGGCAUUGCUAUCGGCAUGACUAUGAGACGGGGGCGCAGACACUGUCUGUGGCCUUGGCGCGCGGGCGUGUUCCUGUGUGUGUAUGGGAAUAAGUAUGGCAUGCGCGCGAGCACAAUGGCAGCCAAAGGGGAAGAAGGCCGCCACGGCUCUUCCUUGUUUGCGUUCAGGCCUUGCGCCUUUGUUUUCCAGCGCGGCUGUUUUGAAUAAUUCUACUAGCACCCGGGCACCGGAAGCAAAGCCCAAAGCUGAGGCUUUCCCGACGGCCAAAUCUCAUACCCGCGAGCACGGGGUGAGAUUUUCCCAGCCCCAAAGCGAAAAUCUCGCGCCCUGGUGUCCAGGGCAUGAGAUUUUCGCUUUCCCGGCUCCAAGUCUCAUACUCGCGAACAGGGCGUGAGAUUUCCCCAGCUCCAACACCCCACGCCCUGGUGGCCAGGGUAUGAGAUUUUCCCGGGUCCGAAACAUUAUACCCGCGAGCAGGGCGUGAGAUUUUCGCUUUCCCCGCUCCAAAAUCCUGCUCCAAUGGCCUCAGCAGGCCAGGGCGUGAGAUUUUGCCAGCUCCAAAAGCUCGCGCCGUGGUGGCCAGGGCACGCUGGAGAUUUUCCCGGCUUCAAAAAAUCACGCCCGCGAGCAGGGCGUUAAAGUUCCCCGGCUUCAAAACUUACGCCCAGGUGGCGAGGGCGUGAGAUUUUCCGAGCUCCAAAAUCUCAUGCCCGGGGGGACAGGGCGUGAGAUUUUCCCGGCUUCGAAAAAUCACGCCCGCGAGCAGGGCAUAAAAUUUUUCCGGCCGAAAAUCUCACGCCCGGGGGGCGGGGGUGUAGGGUUGUCCUGGCUCCAAAGUCUCUUGCCCUGGUGGCGAGGGCAUUGGGUUUCCUCGGCUCCAAAGUCUCAUACUCGCGAGAUGGGCAUGAGAUUUCUCCGACUCCGAAAGCUCAUGCCCACGAGCAGGGCACGCAGGAGAUUUUCCCGGCGGCAAAAUCUCACGCCCUGGUGGCGAGGGUGUGAGGUUUUCACGGCUCCAAAAUCUCAUACCCUGGUGGCGAAGGCGUGAGGUUCUCCCGGCUCUGAAAUCUCACGCCCACGAGCAGGGCGGCACUGCCGCCCUGGCAAAUUCCACCACUGAUUUCCCGCUUAAAAAAAUCUAAAUCCUAGCAAAGCCCCGGCGCAGUUCCGUCGGGCUCUUCCUUUGGAGGUCGUGGCAGUGCGUGGAGAAAGGGCGCCCCCCAUGGGGCAUGUGGUCGGCCGCAGUCUUGCUCCCUCGUUCUGUUUCUCCGAAGGCCCCCCGCUUUUUUUGUAUCCGCCCCCGCAGUGGUGCGGCCCGGCGGCUGGAUGGGCGGGCCUCUCGCUUGUGUCGCGCAGCGGCCCGGACUUAUGAUUUUGCCCAGCUUUUGGCGUUCCUUCUCCUUGGAAAUUGCCGGGCCGGGUGUUGCCCUUGUUUCUUUGUGUUUUGGUCGGGCCCGGGGGGUUUGAUUGUUGUCUGCAAGCAGGGCCAGGGGGUUCUGGUUUUUUUUCGGGGGCCGGGUUGGGGUUUGGUUUGUGCCCUAGCGUGGGCCUCGUUGUUUUUGUUAUUGGUGGAGACGCCGGCCGGGGGGCCAUUCCGGACAUUCCGUGGGGCAAUGGCGCGGGUCGUAGUUAGUUUCGACGUGUGUGCCCCGGCUCCCGGAGGGUUGGUAGGGAGCGGGGUACUUUUGCGGAUAAUUCUUGGGAUUAUUUCAAGAGCAACGAAAUCGGGAAGGUUUCGCUGGUUUGCAAAUUAGGCCAAGAAUUAAGCUAAACGCUAGCCCUUAAAUUAGAGCAAAAAUUACGCCCAAGAUCGCCCAAAAAUCCCAAAGAAGUAACGUCCGCCCGGAGGGCCAUCCGACCGACGCGACUCCGAAUUUGCCCGGCGGAUGCCGCGGGCCGGGCCGUUUCCUGGAAGGUGUGCGCCCGGUAUCGAUCAGGGCCAGGCGGUGGCCCGGGCCGCCGUGGAUUUUGCCCGGCCCGCGCCUUUUCUUUGUUGUCUUUCUUUGGGUUCUGGGGGUGUUUCUUUUGGCGCUUGCAGGCGCCCGCGCCUCUCUUGGGCUGCUUUCUGUGCCGCCUCCUCAUUUCGCGGGCGCCGUGGCACACCCCGCAGCCCCGGCGGCGCUCGUUUUAGUUUCCCGGCCGCGUAAUGUUGCCCGGUGGCGCCAAAUUUUGCGCCCUUUUCCAUGCCACAGGGCCGCGGGGGGGCCCGGGGGGGUCGGUGGCGUCCGCCGGUGUGGUGUUGCCGCCGGGAACGAAGGGGCGCCGCCUCCCCUGUGUUUGAUCGGGCGCCGCUUUGCGUCUGUGUUGCCUUGUGUCCUGUAAAUUAGAAAAAUUUAAGCCGCGAGCUAACGCGGUAGCUUGCCAGGGGCCGGCAGCCUGGCGGCAGAUUUUCCGUCCCGGCUCCAAAAUCUCAUACCCGCGAGCAGGGUAGAGAUUAGCCGGGGCCCAAAAUCUCACGCCCUGCCCGUGGGCAUGAGGUUUUUCCGGCUGUAAAUCUCACGCCCUGCUUGCUCGUGGGCGUGGGAUUUUCCGUGCCGCGCAAUCUCAUGCCCUGGCGGCGAGGUAGGGCGUGAAACUUUUCCGGCUCCCAAAUCUCACACCCGCGAGCACGGCUUGAGAUCUUCCCAGCCCCGUCCAAAGCCUCGCGUGGCCAUGGUUGGCAUGAGAUUUUCCCGGCCCCCGAAUCUCACUCAUACCCGCGAGCACGGCGUGAGAUUUUCCCCGCCCCAAAACCUCACACACCCCCACGACGAGCAGGGCGCGAGAUUUUUCCGGCUCCGAAAUGUCAUGCCCUGGUGGCGGGGGUGUGAGAUUUUCCCGGCUCCAGAAUCGCGGUCGCCCGGGUUCGGAGAGGCCGACGGAGGCCGGGCGCGCGCCCGCGGGACGGUAGAAUUCGGGCGCGGGGAAGAGGAGGGCGGGCGCGACCGAGGGAGGAGGAGGCCAGGCGCAGGACGGAGGAGGAGACCCACUCCUUGACGGAGAAGGCCGGGUCCGGGAGGGUGGAACUUCCCGGGCGCGGGAAGAUGGAGGCCGGAUUUGGGUGCGGGGGGGCGGGCUCGGGGAAGGGGAGGCGUGGCGGGUUUUGGUAGACGACAGGGGAGGCGAUAUGAGAUUGCUUUUUCGGCUUUCUUGGGUUAAGUGGUGUGUUUCGUGAACCUUCAGCAGCUAAGUCCUCCUCGUUUCUGUUAUAUAGGUUUUGGGGAAGAGUUCGCGACUAUGCAACGGAUGGCAGUAUCAAGAGCAAUGCUAUGAGCAAUGGCAUUGUGGCCACAAAAAAUAUUGGCAUCUGGCCAAUUUGGGACUUUAUCCUUAUUGACGCUCCAAAACCUAGAUCGCUGACCUAAUAGAUCCGGGAUCUAUGUAUUAGAUCAAGCGAUCUAGAUUUCCCUCGCAAAAAAGUGCUUGGAUGAUCGCAAAAAAAUAUUUGAAAAUGGCUCUUUUGGGAUUUUAUCCGUUUUGAUGCUCCAAAUUCUAGGUCACUGACCUAGGAGACCCGGGAUCUCCUAGGUCAGUGAUCUAGAAUUCCCGGGAAUUCUAGAUCACUGACCUAGGAGAUCCCGGGUCUCCUAGGUCAGUGACCUAGAAUUUGGAGCAUCAAAACGGAUAAAAUCCUAAAUUGCCCAUUUCCAAAUAUUUUUUUGCGAUCAUCCAAACAUUUUUUUGCGAUCUAGGUUUUGGACCAUCAAUAAGGAUAAAGUCCUAAAUUGACCAGAUGCCAAUACUUUUCGCGAUCAUUAUGCCCCCCCUGCCUCCUCACGGAGAAAACGCCCCCCAUGCCGAAGCAGCGCGCAGGCUGGCCUCGAGGGGCCGGGGAAUACGGCGGGCGCGGUUGGGCAAUGGGGGGCGAUCCGACAAGGCUCGCAAGGCUCAGGCGCUGCCCGCCGCGCCGUUUCUGGCGGCAUCCGGAAGCAACGGCGGCGGGGCGUGCGCUGCUCGGCUUGGUGUGUUGCUUGUCCCCUGCGGAGGUAUCGCGCCCGCGCCUGUUGUGUGAGAGAGUGCAACGAAUGCCAAAAACAAGGCCAAGUGCAAAAGCCCGAGCGACCACCGCCUGCCAACUAACCGGCCUACGUCCUCCACCCCGCGCCCCCCCCGCCUCCUCUUCCCCGAGGCCGCCCCCCCGCACCCCAAUCCGGCCUCCACCUUCCCGCGCCCGGGAAGCUCCACCCUCCCGGACCCGGCCUUCUCCGCCACGGCCGUGUGGGUCUCCUCCUCCGUCCUGCGCCUGGCCUCCUCCUCCCUCGGUCCGUCGCGCCCGCCCUCCUCUUCCCCGCGCCCGAGUUCUACCUUCCCGCGGGCGCCCGGCCUCCGUCGGCCUCUCCGAACCUGGGCGACCGCGAUCCUGGAGCCGGGGAAAUCCAACACCCUCGCCACCAGGGCAUGACAUUUCGGAGCCGGAAAAAUCUCGCGCCCUCAUGCGGAGACACCCUGGGCGGAUUUCCGUUCUAAAAUCUGGCUAGUUUUCCCGGGAUUUCAAAAAAUCCGGGCGCCCGGCCCGCCGCUCCGUGAUGGCUUCGCUUCCGGGCGAGGCGAGCCUUGCCCCGAAGCGCCCACCCCGGCGCCCCCGGUUUUGGUUGCGCAGGCGGCAGGCCCUUCCCCUGCCGGUGUUUGUUUGCCUGCCUGGCGUCGGGCAGAGUUAAAAUUUAAAAACUCGGCCCGUUUUGUUUCGAUAGUCGGCGCCGCGAAAUUUUAAUUCUGGGCGCGAUUGUGUUUUGCGUGGUGGGGGUUCUGGGUGGAGGGAGAAGCGAAAUCGCUCAGGUGGUAGGGGAGGGCAUUAGCUUAGGAAAAUGUAGAUGCGAGGCGGCGCGCGCCGCCGCUUCGCAUCUCAUGGAGGAUUUUUUUGUCUGUCAUGCUGGACAUGGUGUUCAAUAUUUUUCAAUAUCGGCCAGUCCGAAAAGAAUGCUCAUGCUCAUGCUCGAGAGCAUCGAGAUGGUGUUCGAUGAUUUCGAACAUGAGCAUGAACUUCGCGGAAGGGAGCCGGAAAUCUUCCGGCUUCGCUUCCGCUUUCGGCGUUUCGAUUUCCUCUCUGACAUCUUCUAAAGUCGCAUUAUAGCGACUUUGUGCGGGAUUUUGCGCUAUCGGCAAUUUUAGAGAACUAUUAGAAGUUCUCAAACUGCCGUGCGCGCAAAAGAAUUAGAGGCGGUUUUUAGAGGGGAAAUUAGAGGACAUUUUAGAGGCGCUUUCAGAGGCGCUUUUAGAGUCGCCUUUUAGAGGCGCAUUUUAGAGACGCCCUUUAGAAGCGCACUUUAGAGGCCUACUUUAGAGGCCCAUUUUAAAAGGCCACUUUAGAGGCCAGAAUUAGGAGCGCACUUUAGAGGACAAAAUUAGAGGCCAACUUUAGAGGCCGAAACUAGAGGCCGGGUGCAGCGGGCCGGUUUUCGUAAAAGGUCAUCCUGUCGCCCAUGUCGGAUCAUCAUAUCAAAUCGUGGCGAUGAUCCGACACGAAGGUGAUCGGGAUGAUCUCUUGUCCUGUCCCGCCUCCUUCUCUAUUAUCUUCCUGGCUUGGGUCGCCCUGUCCGGUUUGUGGGGUUCUUGUCUUUGUGCCGUCUCGCCUGUUUCCUGUUUUGGCCCAUGUCCCGACCUCGUCUUUUCGAUGGGUCUUUCGGCGGGGACUUGUGGUCUUUGUUUUUUUAACAAAACCGGAAAAAUUAGAAGAACAUUAGAGGGCGGGACCGCCCGGGUGUUUUCCGCCUGAGCGCCCUGCUCGUCGUGGGGGUGUGUGAGCUUUGGGGGCGGGGAAAAUCUCACGCCGUGCUCGCGGGUAUGAGUGAGAUUUGGGGGCCGGGAAAAUCUCAUACCGUGGCCACGUGAGGCUUUGGAGGGGGCCGGGAAGAUCUCAAGCCGUGCUCGCGGGUAUAAGAUUUGGGAGCCGGGGAAGUUUCAUGCCCUCGCCGCCAGGGCAUGAGAUUGCGCUGCGCGGAACAUCUCACGCCCACGAGCAAUCAGGGCGUGAGAUCUACAGCCGGGAGAACCUCAUGCCCACGGGCAGGGCGUGAGAUUUUGGGCCCCGGCAAAUCUCACGCCCUGCCCGCGGGCAUGAGAUUUUGGAGCCGGGAAAAUCUGCCGCCCACCCUGCUCGUGGGCGUGAGGUUUCAGAGCCGGGAGAACCUCACGCCCUCGCCACCAGGGUAUGAGAUUUUGGAGCCGUGAAAACCUCACACCCUCGCCACCAGGGCGUGAGAUUUUGCAGCCGGGAAAAUCUCCUGCGUGCCCUGCUCGUGGGCAUGCGAUUUCAAUUCGGAGUCGGAAAAAUCUCAUGCCCUGCUCGCGGGUAUGAGAUUUUGGAGCCGAGAAAACCCCACGCCCUCGUCGCCAGGGCAUGAGACUUCGGACCCGGAAAAACCUCACGGCCUCGCCACCAGGGCGUGUGUGAGAUUUUCGGCCGGAAAAGUAAAGACUUCGUGCCCUGCUCGCGGGCAUGAUUUUUUGAAGCGGGAAAAACCUCACGCCCUGACCACCCGGGCGUGAGAUUUUGGAGCUGGGAAAAUCUCAUGCCCCCGCCACCAGGGCGUGAGAUUUUGGAGCCGGAGAAAUUUCAUGCCCUGCUCGUGGGCAUGAUUUUUUGAAGCCGGGAAAAUCUCACGCGUGCCCUGGCCACCAGGGCAUGGGCUUUCGGAGCUGGGAAAAUCUCACGCCCUGCUCGCGGGUAUAAUAUUUCGGACCCGGGAAAACCUCACGCCCUGGCCGCCAGGGCAUUGGGUUUCGGUGCUGGGCGAAUAAGUCUCAUGCCCUGGCCGCCAGGGCAGGAGGUUUUGGAGCUUGGAAAAUCUUACUCCGUGCUCGCGGGUAUGGGAUUCCUUUGAGGGCCGGGAAGGUCUCACUUCGUUCCGGUGCCCGGGUGCGAGUAAAAUUAUUUUAAAGAGCCGCGCUGAAAAAGAAAAGCGCAAGAACUGAACUCAAGCAAGGAAGAGCCGCGGCGGCCUUCUUGCCCUUUGGUUGCCAUUGUGCUCGCGCGCCUGCCAUGUUUCUUCUCAUACACGCACAGGCACACGCCCGCGCGCCAAGGCCACCGGCAGUGUCUGCGCGCGCCCCCGUCUCAUAGUCAUGCCGAUAGCAAUGCCACAGCGAUCAACGAGAGCAAACCCCAGAGAAACACAACGGCGGGGCGCCGCGCGCCAAUGGGGCCGGAGCCCAAUGCCAGGGCGCAGACACAGACACUGAGCGAAGACGCCCCGCGGUAAUUCCUUGCUCCUUCGAAGGCGAGAGCGCUUGCGUUGCGAUUGCUUUAGCGCUUUCUUUGCGCAGUGCCCGGCCACGGAGUUGGAUGCACGGCCCUGGUAUCGUCGCGGCCCAUUUCUUGCUUGCUGGGUGUUCCUCCUUCGUUUUGCCUAGGCGAUUUGCUGUUUCUGACAACGUAGCAGACCCUUCUUCGUUGUCGAGACAGCAAAUCGCUCGCGUGUUCUUUCAAAAAUCAUAUCUACUUCAAUUUCGGCUAUUUUGGGAUCAAUCCUUGGAUUGCCAAGGAUUGAUCCUUGAAAAACCAAGGAUCAAUCCCAAAAUACCCGAAAUGAAAGUAGAUACAAUUUUCAAAAUUUCUGAAAACCGUAUCUACCAAAAAGUAGAUACCCUAUCUACUUUGAAAAGCGUGCCACUGUAGUCUCCACUUGACGGACGUACCUCCAUACUUUUGCAGUUCAUAAGCCAGUGGCUUCGCAAAUACCGCGACCCACUAGUGCAGCUGGCCGACAACGAGGAGAAGGGUGUCGCUCUUAAAUGGGCGGAGGUCUGGCGCCAGUUUCGCGAAGAUAAUGACUUGUUCUCUCCAUCCCCUGCUUAUCGGCAUCUCGUCUACACCUACCAGCCGGAACCAACCCUAAACCCUGAACUCCGAGUCCGACUUACUACAAUGUAUAGGCGUCGCAAGGGCGCCGCUACGUUUCUGCAGCUCCUGGACCUUCCCGCUGGGAGUUUGGUUCUGGGGCACUGGAAAGGGCUGCGAGAAAAUGAUGCGCGUUGGCUGCAGGAUUGGGAGAACCCCUGGGAUCUUGCGAAAAAAGGCUACUUUUCGUUUGGUCGUGGCAUUAUUGUAUCCGGAAUUUUAGAAACGUACCCACUCUGUAUUUGUUCUUGUCCUGCAUGCCACGGCCACGGCCACACGUCAAGCCCAGAAUGGGUCUCAUGCGCCCGCCACCCGCCCGCUGGCUCUAGAUCUGGCCUUGCUGCCCACUCCCCGGAGGGGACGCGAGCCUGUGUGCACCCAGCGAGACCGGCGACAACUCGGUGCUGAUGAUGAUGCCGAUGCGCAGGAGCAGCCCUGUGCUGAUGGGCACCAUUUAUUUGUCACCGUGUUUUCUGGUGCAGGGUAAAAAUCUUGGUGAUUUCAAGUUUAUAUGUCAUGCUCUUCUAACUACUGCAGCCCAACUACUUAUUCAUAUUAACCAGGGCGUCCUCGGGGAGGAGACUGAUGUCGCUGCACUAGUAAAAGCCAACAAAAACAAGCUGCACGGCUCGAACGCUGCAGAGCGUCCAAGAUGAUGAAAGUUGUCAUGCGUAACAAGAACUACCCGGAGUUUGUUUUACUUCCUUUGUGUAGUACGUAUAGCAAAAAUCAUGUUAUGUAGGAUCGUUUUGACAAUGAGGCGGGUACGUUUCAUAUUUUCGAGAGGAUAUUACAACGUGAGUGACCCCCAAGACUUGGACGCCCCGGACCAGGAGAAGCAGGAGGUCUUUCAGACCCAUGCCCCGACCUUGUAUCGCGUUGCCAUACGGGAUUCUCAAACGUUACAGUCUCAACUGGUGUUGCACGAUUUAUAAUGAUGCAAAAUGGCCAUCAGUAGGUACAUGAUCAGGCUGCCUCGCAUGUUGACAAGUUGAAGUUCCCGACGCGCCAAAUAGCAUUAGACAGAAUCUGUGUAGUCAAACCUGUGAUGCACAAUAAAGCGCAAGCCCAAGCUCCCCAUUUUCGCCUACGCUUUUCUUUGCGAUUCUUGCAUUACAAAUUCAUGUAAAAACAUCUGAGAAGGUAACCGAUUUGAGAACUCCAUAUGCCAAGGGUGGUAUUUUGAAAGAGGUUGGCGGGAAGGGCUAUGGGGGUGUCAGGAUCUUCGAAAUCGACAAAAUCGAAUUCGAAAAAUUUGUAAUGCAUAAAAUGUAAGGCACGCAUUGCCAGUAUUGGGGAGCUGCAGGCAAUUGAGACCGAUUGCAAGCCUGUUCUUUGGGGGAAGACGAUGCGCUGCGAGAGUAGCAUGACAGGAGCAGAAGUCUUCUUUGCCCAAACAGUGCGGCAGAUUGGAUUUUGGUCCUUCCAUAAUUUGUCCUGCGCCGUUCUUUGGAAACUGAGGCUCCAGGUGGUAUCGAUUUGUAUGCAUCACAAGUCAUUUCGAUAUUUGUUGAUUCCGAUCCUGACGCCUCCAUAAGGGCAGCUGGUUCAAUAUUAAAAAAGCCGACUCCGAAAUUGCAGCGCGCCUCGAAAGCCUAGUCGCGGAGACCUCUGAAGGUAAAGAUGGCUAUAUUUGGUGGGAGCUGCAGCUUGGCUUGUUCUUCUAUGGCGUUCUCAAAUGUUACAUUCUCAACCGUUACAUGAUUUGUCAUGCAAAAUUCCUGAAGGGCCAAACAGGCUGGGGAACUGUUCCAAAUCUGUCAUGCAAGACACGCAAGGUCACCCCGUCCACUUUUUCAAUUCUUGCAUCACAAAUUCAUGUUCCCGCGCCUGCGGAGGCUUGCCUCCCCAGCGAUAAUGGACAAUGGCAAUGUCGGCGCGGUUGUUUUAGAUCACAAAUAAUAGUUGAGAAUGUAACAGUUGAGCGCACCAUAUCUUCCAUUUUCAAUUUUUUCCGCUGACGGUUGACGACCAUAAAGGGAAAACACCACUGGACCCCUGGACACCUGCAGUCCGUCCCCUGCAUAUGACGCUGCUCUCAAACGUUACAUCCUCAAGUGUUACAUGAAUUUUGCAAUUUUUGCAAUAAUUCUUGCAUUUACUAUAAUAGUAAUGCAAGAAUUGCAAAACUGGCCAGGGAUAUUUUCAUCCGUCCUCGUCUUGCAUACAAAUUUGGAACGGAUUUCGAUGCUAUUUUUUCAUUACCCUUUCGCCUUCAAGAAUUUGUCAUGCAAGCCAGCGUUAUGGUGUGGAACUGGAAGCUGAUAGCAAUUUUGCAUGACAAAUCAUGCACAGCUGACAAUGUAACGCUUGAGACCUCCAUACUGCAAAGGGUGCGCGUGAACGUGAAAGCCAGGAACCCAGCGCAGAGCGGGGCUAUGCAUUGCAAAAGUAUCGUACUAGUAUAAAUCGCAUGACAAAUUUCCUCAGCAUCAGAAAUAAAAUUUGUCAUGCGGAUUUAGCUUCAGAAAAAAAUUUGUAAUGCAUGGUUGCGAUUACUACGAGUACGAUACUUUUGCACAGGAUAGGGGCCUACUGGCUACGACUCGUCGAUGAUGGGGAUGCUCCGCCCGACACAGAGGUUGACCAUCUCCACGACAUGGAGUACACUUUGGAAAGGGAUUGGGCAUUCGACCGCGAUAUUCCAGAAGUAUGAAAUGCAAAUAUGUCUGGGUCUGGAAGAUUUGGAGAGUUUGUCAUGCAAAUUGUACAUGGCGUCCGAUGCCUGCAAUGCAUUAUUCUCUAGCAUCACAGCUUUCAUCGCAUAGGUUUGCUCAUGCCUAUUCCGCAUGAGAAGUGCCCUCUUUGAGUAGCAACAAUCUGAGCGCCUUUUGCCUCUCAUGCAAUACAGAUUUUUGUGUGAUCGACAGCUAGCAUCACAAAUCACAUUCUUUCCAGACCCAGACACUUUUGCAUUUGAUAAGAAGCGAUCGCCAGCAAGGUGUACGACAGUACCAGAGCGGUGCUGCUGAAAGAGAAAGCGAACGAUGUGGAGACAAACGCGGAGGAAGAGAUUCAGCGAAGGCGCAUGCUUGCCGGCGAAUCCUCCUUCUCCAUCCAAAACCGAGUGGUUGACUUGCACUCCGGCGCCCCUGACCUUUUCCCGGACUACAUGGAAAAAUCUCCAAAAAAGCUGGGCAGGACCAUCAUCCCUAACCCCGUGCACUAUUUCAAGAAGUCGGCGAACAGUGUGAAACGCCGCUUCGCCCAGCGCCGGUUGGCUCAGGCCACGCAGAAAAAGGAGGCGGCAGAAAACCGCUCCGAGGCCAAGAUCGAGGCGCUAGCGUUGAAGGUCAAGAAACUGGCGAGCGGCGCGUUGUCCACCAGAUUCAGUGGGGGACCGGCUCCUUCUGAAGUAGAACACGGUGACCAAGAGGACAUCGUCUUGCGCCCGGAGGAUGUUUAUCGUAGGGGAAAAUUGUCCCUCCUCCCGAUUAUACUGAAAAAGUGCGCUAGUGAAAAUUUGCAAUGUGAAUGUUGAUUUGUGACCACAAAUCGACGACGUUCCUGUCUUGCAAGAAGGCAACUACCCGCCCACAAAGUCCGCCGCAAUAUGUAUGCAGGCUGUUAUUUGUGAUGUUGGUGGCCAUAUAGCGCUAGUAGGGCGGACAUCUACCAUGCGAAGUUCCUACGUUGCGAUAUCCCUAGUAAGUACCCAGGCUUAGACUUUGCCUACAGAUACAGAAGUCCCCAACUUCUGCAAGACAAAACUGAUUUGCGUACGCGGCAAGAAACCCCGCCGCGUGAUAGAUUUCGAUGCUUAGAUCGGUGCGAUAUUUUUGGGGCGGGGGGGAUUUUUCGUUCUGAUAUUGUGGAGGGGUUCGAGGUAUCUUUGAUCCAAGACGGUGGUCUGCUCUUCUUACCUCAAAACGGGAACCGCGAGUGGCACAACAGCGACCCUUUCGAUAAAGACAGAAAGAGAAAGUUCGCGGACAAGGUGAAUAUGGGACUCUCUGACAUUACGUUCUCAUCUGUUACAUAAUUUGUCAUGCAAAAUCAGCAUCAACAACAAGAACAACAUCCACACGGUGAAGCUACUUGUUCGCAUGACAAAUUUAUGUUUAUCUGCAAGGGGUAAGUAAACACGGAGUUUUUGAAUCGCAUCAGAAGAAGGAUCUUCAUACGCACGAGCAACCCACGCCAAAACAAUAAAGACCACGAGGCUGCGUCAUUUUUCCUUCAUGAUUUUUUUGCGUUUUUUCUUCUUUUUUGUCAUCAUGAAAAAUCUGGAGCAACCGAGAGCAUUCGGAGCGGGUUCGGCUUUUCUGUCGCCUACCGCGAGCUUCUUUGAGCACGACACUCCAUCUUUGCAUUUCUUUGCCAUUCUUGCAUUACAAAUUCGGAAAGGUGCCCUAUGUGUUGCGUUUGUGGUUUCGGUCGGUUUAGCAUUACAAAUUCAUGUAACAGUUGGCAGUGUAACAAUUGAGAAUCCCAUAGUGCAGGCGCUCGACCUCGGGGGGAUGGCGUUCUCUGAAGGACCGGGCAGGAUGAAGGACCGGGUCCCGCUGCAGAAGGCUCAGUUGAAGAUCGGCCCUGAGGAUCCAAAACGGGAGGGAAGAGAUGCGAAUGCGGUGCUCGUAGAUUUCGUCGCGAACAUUUGGGACCAGUUCCUGAAGGUGUUGCAGCAGGUGGCCAACUAUGAACUGCAAAAGUAUCUGUAUCGUAUUCGCAUAAUUGCAUUACAAGUUUCCUCAGCAUGAGAAAUAAAAUUUGUCACGCGGAUUUCCCUUACGAAAUAAAAAAUUUGUAAUGUAUCAUGACUGCAAUUAGAAUUACUACGAACGCGAUGCUUUUGCACAGGAUACCAACCCGCGGACGACGGUGACGGUGCUCCUCCCUAAGCUCCCCAUCAACGUUUCUGAUCCCUACAAGAAUGCGAAAAGCAUGCAUGUGGAACAUGCUUCGCAUCCGCAACUAAGCCGCGACAAGUCGCUGUACCGAAUGCUGCAGGAUUAUGGAUGUGUCAGGUUUGAAAUCGUCAAAGUUGAGAUAGUUUGUCAUGCAUAAAACGGAUACCAGUUAGACCUACAGUUUGUAGUCGGCGCAUGACAAAUUUCCCCGGUCCUGGAAGCGGGUCUGUCAUGCGGUUAAGGGAAAAAGAGCUGCCUUCUGCUGUACCGAUGUAAACGAAGAGAUUCCAAAAUACGAAAUUCUACAACGAAGGCGAACAAAUCCCGAGUAGCGCGAUGCUGAGAGUGAGUGCUUUUCGUUUUCAAAUAAAUACUUGCAUUCCACAGAAGGACACUGAGAAAAUAUUCAAAACAGCAUGAGAAAUCUUUUCGCUUUCCGAGUGCCCCAGUUUUGCCGGACUACGGUUUCUCAUCGUGUUUGGCUUUCAAAUCUCGAAAAUCUUGAUCAAACAUUUUUGGAUCUCGUUGUGAUUUCAUCGAUAGCUGAGGUUGCAGCAUACGCCCCCAAAAUCACAAACGAGAUUUUUCACACCAAAAUACUUCAUCACUUCGAAACCCCAAAUAAAUCCUCACUCUAUUACUCGAUGCGAAAGUUGAAUUUCUUCAACGCCUCCACCAAUUUACGACGAGAAGGCGCGGGCUUAGUCAUCACGUCAGCAGCCAUCUCCGUAGUAGCCACUUUCUUAACGCAAAUCACUCCGCGUUCAACGCAGUCCCGUGCGUAGUGCUGGCGGUGGUCGAGGUGUCGCAUCUUCUUGCUGUUCCCAGUGUUUGAACCCUGUACGAAGUCAAACGAACCUUUGUUGUCCUCCUCUACUUCGCUCGGUCCCUUCUGAAGCGUGAAGCGUUUAUCGUGUUCCGAAAACCAUGCGAACAGGCUGCGCAAAAAUACUACAUCCUUGGCGCAGGCUGUGAGCUGGCAGUAUUCCGCUUCCGUGGAAGACAUUGAUUUUUACGUUGUCCAGCAUCAGCUUCGAAGACCAAAUCACCAGUGAAUUGCUAAUCGCGAUGAGGUGGCCGCCCGUUGAUCGUCCUGUUUCCUUGCAUCCCUUCCAGUCGCGGUCCUUGUUGGCAGAGAUUUCGAACGGUGUGGCUGGGUCAGGUGGGCCAUACACCGCCCGCGACUUCUUGGUCCCCGCUACGUACCGCAUGUAAUGCUUCAGGGCUGAAACAUGUGCGACAAGUGGGCGAGAAACAAAUCGCGCAGAGUGUCCCUGGCAAAAUGAUAAAUCCGGUCUCGACAUGUUCGGCAAAUAUCCCAAGGUCCCCAGGAUCUGGCGCUGCAGGUUGUCGGCUGGAGCAAGAUCACCUUCGAGGGACAAUUUGUUCUCGAUCGGGGUCGGCGCGCCCUUCUCCGAAACUCCAAACUUGCGAGUGAAUUUUUCGACAUACCGGGCCUGAUUGAGAAUAAUGCACCUGCUUUCGUAGAUAAUCUGGCAGCCCAAGAACUCACUCAGACGCCCCAAAUCACGGCAGGGGAACUCCUUCAGGACCAUCUUCUUCACCUUUUUGGCUUCAUGUUUGUCCUGCGAAAACAAGAUCAUCAACAAAAACCAGGACGAUGGUGAUUUUCCCAUCGCUACUCACGUAGAUGUAGAUGCACAAAUCCGAUGGGCAUCGGAUAAAAUUGAACUUGGUAGCCGCGAUCUUGUUGAAGUGGGUCGACCAGUAUUUCGGACUUUUUCGCAAUCCGUACAAAGCACGGACAAGCCUCUAAACGUAGCCGCCCGCCAUCUUUUCGCGGUCUUCUUCGGUUUUCGGGAUCCACCCCUUCGGUGGGAGGACGUAAAUAGCUUCACCCUCUGGAAUUUCCGCAUGCAAGCAGGAACGCCGUGGAAACGUCGGCGCCUUCCGGCUCCCAACCCAUUUUGCCACAGAUAGCAAGCACAGCGCGGAAGCUGUCAGCCAUCAAGGUCGGGGCGUAAGUCGAAUUGUCACCGGCCUGCGUGUACUGUCUGCAAGAACCCGAUGACGACGAUUCUGGCCUUAGAACGUCCAUCAUCCUUCAGCGUGAGAAUGAUCCUGCUAGGGAGUGCGCGCGCUCCCGGUGGUAGUUUCACCCAGACCCAUGACUGGUCCACCGCGCGGCACUCGGUCCGGAUUCCUCCAAUCCAGUUUUCUUUGUUUGUUGUAUCCGCCAUAGCCUCGUUUAGUCCGAUUCCAGCACUGUUAGCGGUUAGAUACUUCGCCACGUAGGACGAAUCCACUAACUCGUCGCACUUCGCCAUUUCUUCCGCCGAAAAUGACAAAUCCGGCUCGCCCAUAAACAUCAGGCUCUCGAUCUGAUCAGGAUCGUCUUCGUCGAAAGUCUUCUUGUCUCCGUCGUUGUGAAGAAUUUCUUUGCCUGGUGCGAGUCGGUGCGAAGUUGCGUUUUUCACCCAUGCAACGUCGUAAACUGGCAGAGUCUUGCCGCUCUCAAAAUCCAGCACGUUGCAGGCUCUCUUGUCGAAACAAUACGACAAAAGUCGACAGGGUCGGCGUCUCGGUUCAGUUUUGGACUUUUUGUGUUCCGGGUUCAAAACAAGGUAGCAACCCAAGUGCCAAAAUUCCUGGAGAUGUUUGCUCGUCGGCGCCACUCCGGUGCGCUCUUCGUGUGGUGAUUUGUUUCCCAAAGACGCUCUUGGCAUGCGGUUCAAAGUAUAGAAAAAAUACUUCAUCGCGUGCGGCCAGUAUUCCAAAGGUGCGCCGGAAUCGUACAAAAUGCACGCAGCGCCCUGGAUACCAAUGCGGUUCUCCACUUCGACUCCUCCAUUGAAAUGCGCCAGGUAUUCGGGUGAGCGUCGUGACUGAGUGCCUUGGUUUGUCAGUUCCUCCGCAAACGCCCCCAUGAAUUCCUUUCCGUUGUCGCUUUUCAUAAUUCUUGGCUUGUUCCGGACCUGUAGGUAGCGCCUCAGGUUGCUCCGCGUGCUCGUAGCGUGUUUCGUUUUGCAGAAGGUUGGCACCACGUCAAGGGUAUCCAGCUGUUUGAACAGUUGCAGAAAUUUGUUGCCGUCGUUGCUUUCCUGCAAAGGUCCAGCCAGAUCCGUGGCCACCGACCACUCCCGCCAGCUGAGUACGGUCGUCAGCCAUCGUUCGCCUGAUGCCCUUGCGCUGUCGCUUAGUUCGGUCGCAGGCAUCACACUCGCCCGGUGGCAAUAGUGGUAAGUGUCCGCAGCGCCAAUGCUCCUCCAAGGUCGUCGCCAUAAUCCGCACCAAAGAACUGAAGUCGUCGCAAGUUGAAGUAGAUGCAGGUCGUGUCUCCGGAUCAAACGCGAUGUCCGGCACCUUAACAUCGAGAAAGAACAACCCACCGGACCGAAGGAUUGGAACCGUUUCCCCCGGUUUUGAGUUGUGCCACAAGUGUGAUUUGUCGGAAGCAAAUCUCCAUCCGCCAUCUAGCAAUCGGGAUUCGGAUAAAAUGUUCUGGGUUAAUCGCUCGGAGAAAAUUGCCCCAAGCGCAACAAUUCCUACUGAAGCACGGUCGAACGACAGGGAGCGAAGGUGAGCAACAUCCACCGAGCACCCACCGCAAAUGCCUCGCGAUUGUCGCUGUUGGCCCGUUUUGGUAAGAACAAGAUCGCUUCGAUUCACACAGUGGUUGGUGGCUCCACCGUCUAACAGGAAUCGAGCUACGCCGUCGACACUCGUAGAAGCACUGAAAACAGCGCCCCCAGAGUUGGGCGUCUGCACAUAUUCCGCAGGUACCCACUCGGAAUCGUCUGGCCCCGAGCUCCCACGGCAUGGGAAGUCCACUAUGUGCACGUAGUCCGCCCCUGUUUCUACUGUGUAAGCAGAAAAUAGUCAGGGAUCUUCUGGGGACCGAUCCUUGUCGGCCUUGUUUUUCUCCUCGGUAGCGGCGUUUGCUUUCUCCUUCUUCUUCAUUUUCGCAAUUUCCCACCCCGGAUGGUAGUUGGGACAAUUGCCGCGAAGAACUCUAUUGCAUUUGUCUUUGUGUUCACAUCGCGGUCUGCGAUUUUCAUCUCCUCCGCCCGUCGUCGGUUUCUUGCCAAACCUCCCAGCGGCCUGCAUCUUGUUCGCCACCUCCUCAAUCUGCGUGGAGAGCGUGUUUUCCUUCGUUUCGGUAGAAGCGCCCCCAUUGAGGUUGCCCUUGUGGUAGUAGGCGACAAGUGCAUCGCUGACGCUUCGCGACUUGAAAUCCCCUCCGAUCAUCGUCUUCAAGUUCUGCAGCUCACUAUCAUCGACCGAACAGGUGAACAACAUAUACCAACCCCAGAACUCGCCCGGAAACGGGUCGGAAGUACACCCCAAAGCCACUUUUACGCGCUUGCGGUAGUCGUUGACCUUUGCGAGGUGGUCGUGGAUAGUAGCCUUGCUGGCUCUGCGGUAGAGGAAAAAUUCUGCCAAAACACCAAAAACCUGAAAUCUUAUGUCGCCCUUGAUUUUCUCCUCCAGGAUCAAGAUCCAUCGCAGCGUCGAUGGUCAGCGUAGUCGCGUCUUCUGCUCGUUUGACAAUCACGGCCCGGCCCUUCUGUGGAAUUGCUGAAAGAAAGUCAGAAACUGUCUCACUGUGCCCGAGCGUGGUCAUCUCGCGGCGCCAUAUGUUCACCAGUUGCGUCCAGGUAUCAAGAUCUUCUUUCCCAUCCCACUUUGGCAGUUGCGGACGGUCUUGUUUGGAUGGGGCAGCUGUAACAGGCGUCGUGGCAGCGGUGGCGGUCGAGGUUGUUGUAGAUGCAGCAGCGGGAGCAGGUGGGUCGUACGCGUCCAAAUCCAAAUCCUUCGCGAGUGCUUUAAUUUUCAGCCCGAUAGCCGUCGUCGCGGCGGCGGCCCCGAAGUACGAAGUCGCGGUCUCAGGUUUCAAGCAUCGCUUCUGGGUGUUGAACACCCGCACAAAGAAUUUCUCGCCGUCGUACGCCACAUCUUCCUCUCCGUCUGCUGUGCCAUCGGGGCACUUCGUCACAAAAACCUUAUCUCGCACCGUGCUGGCCCUCGUGUUGUCCAGGUUGUGCAGGUUGUCGACGAAAAUACAUUUUUCCCCGUCUACUGUUACGGUUCUCCCCGCCUUAAAGUAUGAAGCCGCUGCCAUUUUUGCACUAGUUUCGCAGUGUGACCACUGUAGGUUUUAUUUUUAAGUCCUAAAAAAAAUGUAAUCUGUGAUGCGAAAUGCCCACAACUCUAUGCUGUACCGAUGUAAACGAAGAGACUCCAAAAUGCGAAAUUCUACAACGAAGUCGAACAAAUCCCGAGUAGCGCGAUGUUGAGAGUGAGUGCUUUUCGUUUUCAAAUAAAUACUUGCACUCCACAGAAGGACACUGAGAAAAUAAUUCAAAACAGCAUGAGAAAUCUUUUCGCUUUCCGAGUGCCCCAGUUUUGCCGGACUACGGUUUCUCGUCGUGUUUGGCUUUCAAAUCUCGAAAAUCUUGAUCAAACGUUUUUGGAUCUCGUUGCGAUUUCAUCGAUAGCUGAGGUUGCAGCACCUUCUGUCAUGCUAGUUAGCAGUCCAACUUUUGACCCUUACCAGGACUAUAUCUAUAAUCUGCCUCCCGUGGGUCCUCUGCAAUAGAGUCACGUUUUGUGUCGCAUUUUAUGCAUUACAAAUUAUUUCAACUUUGACGAUUUCAAACCUGACGCUUCCAUAAGGAUAUGCCGGAGCAGAGCUCCGACUUCGUCCGCGCGACCUCGUUCCCGAAUGUGUAUUUAUAUCCUGUGCAAAAGUAUCGUACUCGUAUUGGUAUUGCAAUCAUGCAUUACAAAUCCUAAGGUAAAUCUAAAUCCGCAUAUACAAAUUUUAUUUCUCAUGCUGAGGAAAUUUGUAAUGCAUUUAUACCAGUGCGACACUUUUGCAAUUCAUAACUUGAACGUCAUGACAACCCUCUUCUCCACGAGGAAGCGUUUCUUGGCACGGUCGCGCAUGUCUCCUUCGCUCGCCGGGAAGCUGCUCAACGGGUUAGCGGGCGCGGGAGCCGGCUUCCUGACCGUCCUGGUUUUCCUGCUUAUUUUGUCCCUGGCACUGUUUGUGUUCGUGAUGGGCUGGGCUGGCGGGGCUUUGUGGUUGAGCUGGGUUCUCUUCUUUCCGGCGGUAAGUGGAUGGACCAUGUUUCCCCUUUUCAUCGGUACGGCAAUUCUCGACCUUACCGUCCUCAACCCGAAUGUGAAGCAGCAAAUGAAAUUGGAAGAGCAUUGGAAGUUCAAUGGGGUUGAAGAAUGAUAAUGCCGCAGGAGAAUCAUCUCUCUCCACCAAGGUGAGAGUUUUUUGCUCUCAGUCUGGAGGAGCCGAAAGGCGAAGGGGUCAGAUGGCACUUACGAUGAACCACGAAGACGUAAUAUACGGAACCGCGGAGAUACAUAAAUGACGAGCCUGGAUCAUCUCUUAUUCCGAUCUGAAGUUCUCUCUUGUUGUUUAUUUAUAUGAAAAAUCCAAAUUAUUAAAACUUUUAUAUUUACCAUUUAUUUCAUGUUAAGCUCCUAGUAGUGGUGAGCCGGCACCUUUGCCCUCUACGAGCAACAUCUACUUCACAUUUCUAAGCAAGCACUCCGUCCUACAGAUGACCUCUUCUUCGUGUCUACUUUUUAAAGUAGCGAGGCCGUAGCUGUUAGAGAGACCGGCGGCUACUUCUAGUGAUGAAGUGUCAUUCUAGAAGCGCGCGUACGGUAUUUCUCCAUCUAUCACGAGCAGUUUGACCUCGAGAUGUUUUUGACGUAUAUAGCAUGAGAGAUUAUUCCACUUCAAAAUCAAACCAACGCUUGACAAUAAAGUGAUGCAGAAAAAAUGUACAGCAAAAAUUCGGCGGCUUUUGUAUUCCCUACAAAUUUCUAGAUGUUAAAACAGGUCGGAGCAUGUUUGCCAUAUAAUUACUUGCAUGAUAUUUUCUUCUCCAAAAAAUUAUCCAAAUUUGACUUUUAUUACCACGGACCACGCGACGUGUGCAUGUGGUAGUUCUGCUGAGAAACUAUACCAUUUUUUGGUACUAGCAGCAUACUCCGCCUUCUAUUGACGAAGAAGUAGCACGUAUUGACGCUUGAACGUACUGACCGAGUCCUUUUCCGAGAACACCGGACGGGAGGAAAGGUGGGUGAAAGGCCAGCCCUUUGUACAAGACGAGGAAGAAAAAUGGGCUCUCGCUUCAGGAGGAGGA
Messenger RNA from Amoebophrya sp. A120, 23805 nucleotides. The record is from the annotation of a GenBank genome assembly. Lineage: Eukaryota; Dinophyceae; Syndiniales; Amoebophryaceae.